AGACUGUGUCUGACACGCGGGGACAUUUAAAGCCAGAAACAUGCGCUCUCAUUAUUGGGUUCAAGGUGGAGGACGUAGAGCAGAUUUCAGGAGGUUCACGGUCAUUGAGGUUUCAGAAAGCAGUGAAUCAGUGCAGAGUCCAGCACUCAAUCCUAGGAAAAGGCUUCAUUCGGCAGAGGAAGUGCAAUGCGGCAGCCGGCCAAACCCGGAGGGUGCCGGUUCAGCGUCCGUAACAGAGUUAAGUUAUUCUGAGAACAAGCACGGGAGGGAGAGCCUGUGUCAGCGAUGUCAAAUCAUUGCAAACCAACUGAACAGGCAGGCGCGCGAGCUGGCCGAGCCAGGAACUCUGAAGGACCCGAGUUUUGCAGCGUUUCUCCUUGACGAGCUCCAGUCUCAGGAAUGGCCUCGGAGAGUGUGCGGUGCCCAGAGCAGCUGUGAAGUGUGUGGGACGUCGCUUUACCACCUGAGGUGCCUGGCACUGCACUCGGCCCUCGGGCUGCCAAUCGACAACAUGCCUGACCUGCAGCCCGGACCCCUCUCUGGCCUCCUGCCUCCACGUGUGGCCUCUCACAGCUCCAUCUCACCCCAUCCGUCCUGGGACUGGCCCACACCAUGUUCUCCAGCCGCUGGCAGUCAAAGUCUCAGCAGGUGUCCAUGUGGCCCAGAGGGUCAAGAUGCAGCGGUCAAAGUAGGUGGCAAACGCUCCUGUUUGGCCACCGUCACACCUCUACCUCUACACGCACAGCAUUAUCUGGAGGGAGUGUGGCGUGUCACAACCGUGAGUCCUACUGGAGAGAAGGACAGUUUGGCGCCUGUAUCUUCCAGGUCCAUUCAGACCACCACUGUACCUCUGGUCUCUCUGUCAGGCCAAAAACCAGCCCAUUAUGACCAGCCGGCUGUCCCACCAGCAGCCCAAACCAGCUCAGCAGCCUCCUUCUUCCAAAGGGCUGCCCAGAAGCUGAACCUCUCCAAACGGAAGAAGCCUCAGCCCCUUCCGCCAUCUCCUCCUGACCCAGAAGAGCCGUUCUUCUACACUGAUGGCUUCAGUGCCGCCCUGCAGCUCUCACCCCCAGCUGUACCCCCGUGUCUCCUCAGGGCAGGGGCAAAGGUUAAGGACAGCCCUGGGAUGGGAAAGGUGAAAGUGAUGGUGCGAAUAUGCAAUGCCAAAGGAUCGAGAGACACCUCAGAAUCCAUGUCCUUUCUCAAAGUGGAUGCCCAUAAGAAACAGCUGACAUUUUGUGAGCCGCCCAUGUGUGCCCGCACAGCCUCUGCCAACGCCCCAAAGAUGUUUACCUUUGAUGCCGUCUUUACCCAAGAUGCUUCACAGGCGGAGGUGUGCUCAGGGACAGUGGCAGAGGUUAUCCAGUCUGUGGUCAAUGGGGCAGAUGGUUGCAUCUUCUGUUUUGGUCAGGCCAACCUUGGCAAGAGCUACACCAUGAUCGGCAGGGACAGCUCUACACAGAGCUUGGGUGUAGCACCCUGCGCAAUCUCUUGGCUCUUCAAGCUCAUUGAGGAAAGGAAAGAGAAGACCGGCACAAGAUUCUCAAUUCGAGUGUCUGCUGUGGAAAUCUGUGGCAGAGAAGAGGUGCUGAGAGACCUGCUGGCUGACUUUUCUGCAGGAACUUCCCAGGACAGUCAGAGUGCAGGAAUUUCUUUGCGAGAGGACCCGGUCUGUGGCUCUCAGCUGCAGAACCAGAGCGAGUUGCGGGCAUAUUCGGCUGAGAAAGCAGCUUUCUUCCUAGAUGCAGCUCUGGCAGCUCGUAGCACCACCAGACCUGACUGUAAAGAGGAGGAUCGACGCAAUUCUCACAUGCUCUUCACUCUACACAUAUCCCAGUACCGCAUGGAGAAGAGCACCAAAGCUGGAAUGUCUGGGAAUCGUAGCCGCCUACAUCUUCUGGACUUAGGAAGUUGUGAGUCUGAUCUGAGUCAAACUCGAGAUGGAGGAAGAGGCCAGUGUUUGUCAUUAGGUGCCCUUGGAAAUGUCAUCUUAGCCUUGGCCAAUGGAGCCAAGCAUGUGCCAUACAGAGACAGCAAGCUUACCAUGCUGCUGAGGGAAUCGCUGGGCAACAUCAACUGUAGAACCACCAUGAUCGCCCACAUCUCUGACUCGCCAGCCAAUUAUGUUGAAUCUCUCACCACUGUGCAGCUUGCCUCCCGUAUUCACCGCAUGAGAAAGAAGAAAUCCAAGUAUGCAUCAAGUUCCUCUGGAGGGGAGAGCUCCUGUGAAGAGGGACACAUCAAACGAAGACCCUUUCACCCUCGGACUGUGGCUCUUGACCCAGACCACCCUGCAGUUUUAUCCAGUGAUCCAGAUUACUCCUCUAGUAGUGAGCACUCAUGUGAUACAGUGAUCUAUGUGGGGCCUGGUGGGGCCCCUAUCUCUGACCGCGAACUCAGCGACAAUGAAGGUCCUCCAGCAUUUGUUCCUAUCAUUCCCUCUCUGAACAAGAAGCGUGUAAAAGAGGGAUCUAAAUCUGAUGGGGACCACCUCAAAUGCAACACCUUUGCAGAGUUACAAGAACGACUUGAGUGUAUUGAUGGCAGUGAAAGCACAUCUGUUUUCACCAGUGAAGCAAAAGGCCUGCAAACAGCCUUAAAAUCUGGAAUGGACAAAGCAUCAGAAGGCAUUACUGUAUUGACAAGGACCGCUAAGUCUUCUCUUCAAAAGCCUACAAACUUGGGAGCCACAUCUGACAUAAACACAACAUUAAAACAAGAUUCAGAGCCUGUUGUGAGAGAAAAAGUGUUUAGUAGAGGGGCUAUACAAAAACCCAGUGCCUCUUCCUCCUCGCAGAACAUAUCAAAGACGUCAGUUUUGAAUACUGAGUGUGGUUUAGCCACACGAACACCUCCAGUGGGUAUGAGCCAGCAAGCCGUUAGACAGGGAGAACGAAAUGACUCCCCGAUUACUGACAGAUCCCACCACCUCAGUAGAAGUCCUAUGGAGGUGAGCCACUUACGUGCUGCUCUGAGGAACAGGUGCUUUGAUAGAGAUGUUUUGAGGACUACAGUUACAUUGCAGCAACCUGUGGAGCUCAAUGGAGAGGAUGAACUUGUGUUUACAGUGGUUGAAGAGCUACCUGCUGGUCUGGUUCCAGACAAUGGGACACCCUCUAGCAUAAUUAGCUUUAAUAGCAACUGUUCUUUGCAGGCCCUGGCUUCUCACUCACGGCCUGUUAGUAUUAUCAGCAGUAUCAAUGAUGAAUUUGAUGCUUACACAUGCCAGAUAAACAAGUCCCAUCUGAACCAAGGUGCUUCUGGUGCUUCCAAGUCAAAAGAGGAAUUUACAGCUGGACAUGCAGCACAUUCUUCAAUUGGUGCUUGGACUUGUAAUUCAAAUAUUUGUACCCCAUGUAGGGAUGAGACUGACAGAAGCUACUCAUUAAAGGGAGCUUGCAAGGGACCAGUUAGCAGUUCCAUGAUGGAUUUACCUGGUAGAUUACAUAUUGAGUCUAUCUCACAGCAAAGAACAAGUAGUCCACCGGGCGACAGUGGAAUUUGCUAUUCAGAUCAAGGUUAUGAUUCUGCAACUGUUGACAAAUUGUCCCUAUCUAAGUGCCCUCUAACUCAUGACAGUACCAAAGCAUCCCUCAAACCGAUGCGAUCUAAUAGACUAUUGGCCUCACAGUCUGCCCAGAUCUCAUGCCUCUCUACUCUCCCUAGAAAAAGCACCCAAAUUGCAUCUUCAAGUAGUAGCUACAGCCAUGAACUACAACGUCAAGGUAGCAGAAUAGAUGAACAAUGGAGCCACUCUAGCAGUGGGCUGCACUCAGCCAGGAAUUCCGAGUUUAGCUCUGUUGGCAAACCACCAAAAAAUGGCACAAGUGGAAUUCCAUCUAGAAAGAUAAGUGGGAAUAGCAACAGUGUACCUCGCCCUCCCAAAAUGCAUGCAUCGUCCACAUCUCAAAGGGUUGUGGAUGGUUGUGAAAAGUCCAGUAUUAAGAAAGGGGAGCUGAGCAAGAUGCCCCAGCUCAAGCGAGGAGCCACCACUCUUGGCGUGGUAUCCGUUCCCCAUAGUUCCUCUGAAUUGAAAUGGGCUAAUGAUGCCUCACAAACAACUGGUAGCUUAAAAUUCUCAUCCCUGGGAAAGAGAGCUAAUGGACAGAAGAGUAGUAUGAUUCCUAAAUCUGGAAGCAUGUCACCUCCUGCUCCACCUGUGCGAAAAUCCAGCCUUGACCAGAGAACACGGAUUUUGUUGUCUCCAAGUGCCUUAAAGUCUGUGAGCAGUGAUGGAACAAGACUGUCUUCAUCUAAAGCAUCUGUUUCUGAAGAGGACUUUGAUGUUCGAGGUAAAGGGGAUUCCUUUAGCUUUAGGUCAUCCAGUCUGAAGACAGCUUCAAGUCUCAGAUCACACAGUGCUAAAGGAGACAAUGGAAGGCAUUUUGGUAGUCUUAUGUCCCUUGAAAGGUGUGAGAGUUUAACCUCAAUGGGUUCCAGACCAGGGACAUCAAGGGAGAACAGUAAUGUCAGUAUCAGUAGCACUGGUAAAUCUGCUAAAAUGGUGCCAAAACUUGGGGCCUCUUGUCACUUAUCUACACCAACUGCCACUUCCCCUCCAUCUACUGGUGGAAUUUGUAAGCUUGGACAGACAAAAGCUAGUUUAUCUCCUAGAGCCAUUGUUGGAAAUGGCAAUAAAGGAAAAACCUUGUCAAGUACUGGUUCAAAGUCUAUUAGCUCCUCCACCAAGUUCCUUGCCGCUUCAGCCACUCGGAAUGCCAGUCUACCUCCAACUGGAAAAACACCAACUCGGUCUGUCACAAGUUCCAGUACUAAACAAGGAAGGGGCACAAUUAUGGGUACAAAGCAAGCGCUCCGUGCGGCCAACAGCCGGGUCAGUGAAUUAGCUGUUGGUAGCUCCAAGAAACACCUCAGGGGUUCUGACCAAGCAGAUGAAAACAGUGAUGCCAGAACUUCCAGUGAAAUUCCACCAGCUAAUCCUUUGCCCUCACCGUACAGCAAGAUCACUGCCCCUCGCCGACCUCAGCGCUACAGUAGCGGGCACGGUAGUGACAACAGCAGUGUACUUAGUGGUGAACUACCCCCUGCCAUGGGACGCACUGCACUUUUUUAUCACAGUGGAGGCAGUAGUGGCUAUGAGAGCAUGAUCAGGGACAGUGAAACCACAGGCAGUGCAUCUUCUGCCCAUGAUUCCAUGAGUGAGAGUGGAGUGUCCACGUCCAGUCGAACAAAGGCCUCAAAAUCUCCCAAAAAGAGAUCUAAUGGCCUACAGCGGCGCCGUCUGAUUCCUGCUCCUCUGCCAGACACCUCUUCCCUGGGCAGGAAAGUUGGUGCAGCAGGACAGUGGGUCGAUCUACCCCCACUGGGUGGUACAAUGAAGGAACCUUUUGAGAUCAAAGUGUAUGAGAUUGAUGAUGUGGAACGCCUUCAGAGACGCAAAGAAGGUUUAACAGAGGGUUUGCAGUACUUCAACGCCCGUCUUAGGAUGCUGGAGAAGAGGCAGCAGCAGAUCAGAGAGUUAAGAGCCAAGCACGAGAAGCUGAAAAAGGAGUUGGAGGAUGCCAAGACUCGGCUCAUGCUGGACCCCAGCAAAUGGAUGGGAGAAUUUGAUGUGGACCCAGAUCUGGACCAGGAGUCACAUGACUACUUGCAAGCUCUGGCUCAGGCCACAGGAGACCUGGAGUUUUGUGUCAACCUAUGCAAGUCUCGCGUGAUGAUGGAGACCUGCUUCGAUAUCGCAGUGCCCGCAAUCCCAGGACAGAGCGGACAACAGGAGAUGGAGGUUUAGAAGAGAAUAAAACAAGACGCUGUUUGCAAGCUAGCUGUGAGUUAUGGCAAGAACAGAAUUUUUUUAAAGACUGACCUGCUUCGAGCAAUGCAACAAUUGAAGGUAAUGAACAUGCAUGGGAAUACCAUGAAAUGCUGAGAAACAAAGAGACUACAGAAUAAUGGCAAGAUCGUGUCCUGAGAUCUUCACAACGUUACCAGAAAGUGCCUUAAACCAAAAAAUAUCAGAUACAUAAAUAAAAAAUCCCUAGAAUUAUCUUCAUUUUUAUGAUUGGUGCUAGUACUGAGACCAACUUUCCCAAGUACACUUUGAAAAACAAAGUAUUGUGCAUUGCAAUGCAAUGUAUUGUGUAUUUAUAAGAGCUAAAGUGUGUAAAAAUAUAGUUUUAAGUAUUUUCAAUUACGCAGAGAAAAACUCCCCAAUACUGUUGCCUUUUUAAAUGUAUAAAUAAUCGGUUCAACUUCAACAUGCAAUGCUUCUUCUGAUGCUAAAGCAGUGUGGUUAAUCUCAUUUAGUUACAGUUGCUCUGCAUGAAGGCCUUGAUAUACUUGAAGCAAAACUAAUUGGUGAGAUGUCAUUAGAACUAAUUCAGCCCACAAUUUACUCUCUCUUCCAAAUAUUGGUCUGUGAUGAUGAUGUAUUAGGUGGGUGUGGCUUGUGUGCAAAUAAUCUCUAGGUAGUAGGUGUAUUCGACUUGAAAACUAGUAUGUCAGGUCAGACACCUCGGGGCUUGUAGUUUGCUGCAUGAUGAUAUAUCACAUGGCGAGUUCGGUAAUUUAUUUAUUUAUUAAUCCAAUCACAUUAAUCCAAAAAGAUUGAACAAAAGGACAUUCCCAAAAUAAGUGAGCUAAACUUUCAGAAGAAAUUUCACAGAAAAAAGCGAGAUGAGCAAUGUCACUUGAUUUCUGUAUAAACAGCUUAACAUGAUAAAACUAUUUUAUAAAUACAUUAAUUAUUUUAGAACUAUUUAUAUAAUAAUUAUUUAUCUAAAUUUGAAAACGUUAUGGGGUGGCAUGAUCAAUGAUGACUAUUAUACAUUCUGUAAGACUUAUUUGAGUUGAUAUUUGGGUAUUUGCUAAAAACCUAUCGGCUAAUUUGAAUCAUAUAUGGAGCUGUAUGCAGUAAAGGGUCUGUAUGAAAAUAAAAAUAAACUUGUGCAAACAAUCUGGCUUUUAAAAACAAAUUAUUUAACAAAAAAAAAAAAUAUUUGGCCUACUGCAGUAAAAUAUUUGGAGUCUUUUAAUAAGCAUGAUAUGUACAAGAUAGAGAUGGCAUAAAAAGACAAUUGUUUGUUUGGAAGUUUGUGAGACGGAAGUUGUCCAGUAAUAAACCUGAAACAUGGGGUUGUUGUCAUGCGGUCAACAUUCGUUGCCAUUUGUGUAAUAUCGAUGUCAUCAUCAUGUAUAUAUAUGCUCUUGCAGUCGCUCUUCAGACGCUGCACCAGCUGAAUCAAUUGUCUAAUCUCGGAGCGCAGUCGCGGUACUUUGAUGCCACAUGAGACAAAAUUUCUAACCGGCAUGCACCUCUUUAAGACAGAGCAUCAUGCAGAGCUGCAUGAUGUCGAACGCACCUAGUCUCUAGUCUGUGUGAAAUCAAAAUAAACACAUUUAUUUUGCUAGUGCACAUCAUUAGGUCAACAAUUAAACCGUUCAAGUUAAUUCACUAAAAAAAAAAUUCUGUUUUGGUAAUUUUCAAAGUCUUACCCUUUGAUUCUGUGUUUGGACUGGCUGUCCUUUUCUGAAAACGUGAGUAUUCUCAACCAUGCCCCUCUUACUAUUAGUUUGCUAUUUGGAAAUGAUGCGCAAAAGAAAAGUACGCCCCCUACUCAGUAUUGAGUUUCAGCUGGAAGUAUGUCAACAUACUGAAAUAAAAGUCCCAGCAACUUCCUGUUGAUGCAGACUUUAAAUUCAUCUGUUCAGUCCACUGAGGUCAGACAUCUUUAACCAAAAGCAUGAACAAUAUGUAGAGAUUGUGCAUAACCAAAGACCACUGUAACAGCUAAAAAUCUUCAAGGUUUAAUCUUGAAAUCUUCAAAAUGGACAUAGACAAAAAAGGGAUAUUUUAAACUUCUUUUAAAGAAAGAAUGAAAAAGACCUUUGCUUUGAGUAUAUCGCGGUCUAAAUGAUUGGCUGUCAGAAGACAUGUAAUUUCCCCUGGAUCCAGAUGUGCUCCUUUAAUUGACUGCUGCAGCUGCCGGCAAAUCAGUAAUUAGAGCUUGGCUCAAACACUUCUCAGGACAUCUAACCGAAGUGAGUUUUUACUUUGUUAUUUGAGUGUGUGUUGUAUGCAUCAUACUGUAAUGUGUGCAUGUGUCUGUUCUCUGAUUAUCAUGCAAGCUGGUGUCUUUAAUGUGGUAAACAAAUCCACUCUAUCUACCUGAAUUACAAAAGAUUAUGCCUUUCUUUGCUGAAAAUGGUCUUCAAAAUGAUCAGAUACCAACGGCUAUCAUCUGUUGACAACUUCACAGCACAGGACCUUAUACUCACUGUGUCCAGUGAAUUAUAUUUAGUUUCUGAUGUUAACUUAUUAUUGUUGUUUUUUUGUUGUUGUUUUUUUUUGUCCUGUUAAUUCUUAAAGUGUUUCUGCAGAGAAGUGUGAAUGAUGUUUCCUAUACAGAAACAAAUAGAAGAGAUUAUUUAAAAUGGCAAAUGUUUGAAGUAGAGUUUGUGGAUUUUUUUGUUUUCUUUUUACAAAAAUCAUUUUGUUUUCAUUGAAAGAUUUUAUUUUAUUUUAAAAGGGGAAAAUUACCAUUUCCUCAAGUGGCUGCAUGACAUCUUUCAGUUGUUCUUUGUCAAAUUAAUAUAUGGUUUUAUUUCUGUUUGAUAUAUUAGUCUGUGAUUUAUACUGAUAAUUUAUGUUUUAACAGAUCUGCCAAGCAUUUAGACUUUCAAUGUCUAUGA
Messenger RNA from Danio aesculapii, 8649 nucleotides. It is a transcript of the gene kif26aa, whose product is annotated as kinesin family member 26Aa. The coding region runs from base 41 to 5749 and encodes 1902 amino acids. The transcript has 16 exons. NCBI's taxonomy places the organism in Eukaryota, Metazoa, Chordata, Actinopteri, Cypriniformes, Danionidae. Gene Ontology annotation, biological process: microtubule-based movement. Gene Ontology annotation, molecular function: microtubule binding; microtubule motor activity; ATP binding. The record is from RefSeq and is a predicted model, not a curated record.